This is a messenger RNA of Echinococcus granulosus, 219 nucleotides long. RefSeq lists its product as hypothetical. NCBI's taxonomy places the organism in Eukaryota, Metazoa, Platyhelminthes, Cestoda, Cyclophyllidea, Taeniidae. The record is from RefSeq and is a predicted model, not a curated record. The transcript has 2 exons. Bases 1 to 219 code for a protein of 72 amino acids.
AUGGCUUCUACUAUUCUGGCUCUUCUACACAUUGUCGUCAUUCCCACAAUCCAGUUCAUUGUCAACGCCCCCCUGCCGCUUCGUUGUCUUAUCUCCCCCUACCUCUCCUCUUCUCUUCUUCAACCCUUUAUCCCCUUCUCCUUCAGUUACACAGUUAUGUUACUUCGCCUCCACCGGAAGAGUUCAAUCACAGCCACUGUUCUCCCUGGUCAGAGGUGA